This is a messenger RNA of Lycium ferocissimum, 2177 nucleotides long. RefSeq names its product protein DETOXIFICATION 16-like. NCBI's taxonomy places the organism in Eukaryota, Viridiplantae, Streptophyta, Magnoliopsida, Solanales, Solanaceae. The transcript has 9 exons. Gene Ontology annotation, molecular function: antiporter activity; xenobiotic transmembrane transporter activity. Gene Ontology annotation, cellular component: membrane. The record is from RefSeq and is a predicted model, not a curated record. Gene Ontology annotation, biological process: xenobiotic detoxification by transmembrane export across the plasma membrane. Bases 463 to 1899 code for a protein of 478 amino acids.
GUUAGCAAGUCUAUAUAAGUUAAAUCAAUAAGAAAUGUGUAAGGCAAUCCCUUGGUUUGUUUGAAAUUAUUUUUUCUUACAACCUAUUCCUUUACCCUUAAUUAGAGCUUUUGGUGCUUGAAGCUCUGGGUAUGGAGUUGUCGAUCUUUGGUAAUUAGACGUGGAACCCCAAAGCAGAUACUCGGUGGGGCCAAAAAAGAAAGUGUUUUUUUUUUUUUUUUUUUUGGAUCAGAGUACCAUUACACAAUGAAUCCGAAUUAGUCGAACUCCAAAGAAAAUACUGCAUGGGACCUUGUUUCUUGGACAAGAGUACCAUUACACUAUGAAUCCGAAUUAGUCGAAUUUCAAAGCAGAUCCCGUGUGGGACCUUAUUUGUUGGACCAGAGUUCCAUGACACUGUGCAGAUAUUCUCUCUUAUAAAAUAAUUGCUUUGGCGAGGGAAGUUUGCUAUGAGAGAGGAAAAUGGAUAUACAAGAUAUUGAGUGCUCAUUGAUUGCAGAAACUGUAAAGGAAGAGGCCAAGAAGAGGGGAAGAAGAAGUGAUGAAAUUUUGGCAGAAGUGAAGAAGCUGUUGAUAUUAGCAGGCCCUCUUAUGUCUAUCAAUUUUUUGUUAUAUUGCUUACAGGUUAUAUCUAUCAUGUUUGUGGGUCAUCUAGGGGAGUUAUCUCUUUCUGGUGCUUCAAUGGCUACUUCUUUUGCCUCUGUAACUGGUCUCAGCUUGUUGAUGGGAAUGGCAAGUGCAUUGGACACUUUCUGUGGGCAAUCAUAUGGUGCAAAGCAGUAUCAUAUGCUCGGUAUCCAUAUGCAAAGGGCAAUGCUUGUUCUUCUACUGGCCAGUGUUCCUUUGGCCUGCAUUUGGGCUAAUGCAGGUAAUAUUCUCGUAGUAUUGGGACAAGAUCCGGAAAUAGCAGCUGAAGCAGGAAGUUAUGCACGCUAUAUGAUUCCGACUCUUUUCGCCUAUGCGUUUCUCCAGUGUCUUAUUAGAUUUCUACAAUCCCAAAACAACGUGGUGCCCAUGAUGUUCAGUGCCGGAAUCACUGCUUUUCUGCAUCUAUUCAGUUGUUGGAUUCUGAUCUUUAAAUCUGGCCUAGGCAACAAAGGUGCUGCUGUUGCUAACGCUAUAUCCUACUGGAUUAAUGUCUUAUUGCUAGCUGCAUAUGUCAGAACAUCGCCUUCCUGCAAAAACACUUGGACCGGAUUUUCUAAAGAGGCAUUUCAUGAUAUUUGGAAAUAUCUAAGACUUGCCAUUCCUUCAGCGGCUAUGUUCUGCUUAGAGAUUUGGUCAUUUGAAAUGAUGGUUCUGUUGUCCGGACUUCUUCCAAAUCCAAAUCUAGAGACCUCAGUUCUUUCUAUCAGCUUUAACACAUAUGCCAUGGUGUUUAUGAUACCUCUAGGACUAAGUGGUGCCACAAGCAUAAGAGUUUCAAAUGAACUAGGCGCGGGACAACCUCAAGCAGCUCGUUUAGCAGCUAGUACUGCAGUAUUCUUGGUGGCCACAGAAGGCAUUGUUGUAGCAAUAGUGUUGAUUUCGGUUCGUAAAUUGUGGGGCUACUGUUAUAGCACUGAGGAAGAAGUAGUUGGAUAUGUAGCAGAAAUGCUAGUCUUGCUAGCAGGAUCCCACUUCUUAGAUGGUAUCCAAGCAGUGCUUUCAGGUACUGCAAGAGGCUGUGGGUGGCAAAAGAUAGGGGCAGUUGUCAACUUGGGAGCUUAUUACCUUUUCGGAAUACCUGCUGGUGUUAUAUUAGCUUUUGUCUAUCAUUUUGGUGGAAAGGGACUUUGGCUGGGAAUCACUCUUGCCCUCUUUGCACAAGCACUACUUCUUUCAAUAGUUACUCUGCGGACAAAUUGGGAAAAAGAGGCAAAGAAGGCAGUGGAUAGGGAGACUCCAGAGCUAGCAUAGAAGAAAAUGCAGAACGACACUUCAAAUAAUGCAAGCUUUCUUGCUUCUUGUGAUUUCUGAUGAAGAUUGUGCAUGUCAAUUGGGCCACGUGGUAUGGACGGGUUCAACUAGAAGCCAGCCUAGGCCGGAGUCAACAUAGGAUGAAAAGGAUGGUCGUAAUCUUGUGUUGGCUUUGCAAUUUAUUGGGUUGUGGUCAGAGAAAAACAGAGUUGAAAACUCUACAUUCAUUUUUCUACUCAUGCUUCAUCAUCCAAUAAUUUACAUUUGCUCAUGAUGAA